Molecule: messenger RNA, 1146 nt
Organism: Acomys russatus (golden spiny mouse)
Lineage: Eukaryota; Metazoa; Chordata; Mammalia; Rodentia; Muridae
Gene: Lcn12
Product: lipocalin 12
Exons: 7
Coding region: 466-1146 (226 amino acids)
Molecular function (GO): small molecule binding
Source: RefSeq, a predicted model, not a curated record
GUGACCAGACAGUGCUCAUGCCUACGCUGGCAUUAGCACAUGGCAGCCAUGGGGCUGCCUGGGGGCUAGCAGGCCAGACCCGCGGGGAAAAAGCUGUGGAGAAUGGUCAUGCCCCCUGCCCAGAACAAGUGGUUCUUUGGCAUGAAGGACAGAUAAAACAGACGUGGGCAGAUUUCUGUCCCACUUAUGGGUCACUCAGAACAGGUAUUUGGAGUCGCAAGAUGACUCCAGCUGGACCCAGCUAGCUUCUUCUUCCUUGGCUGGGACCCAAGAGACCCUGGCAGGUGUUUAGGGUCCGAGGAGGGUCAGCCCUGCCCUCCUUCCACACCCACCUGUUCUGCCACAGGCCUCAAAGCGGAGCACUGGCCGGGUGGGCAGUGAAGAAAUAGGUUUCUGAGCAAGUCUCACCGUUAGCUUCACUCCUCAGUCAGGCUUUGGCCCCUCUGGAGCCCGGUGGCCGCUGGGAUGGGCCCUUGGUGGGCUCUGUGGCUGAUAGUCACCCUCCUCCAAACCCUGGAGGGUCAGACUCCAACCACGCCUCGAGGCUUUUCUCAAAUGACAAGCUUCGAAAGCAAGCAGUUUCAGGGGGAGUGGUUCGUCCUCGGUCUGGCGGGCAACACCUACAAGAGAGAGCACCGGGCCUUGCUGAACUCCUUCAUCACACUGUUCGAGCUGAAAAACAACAGUCAGUUUCAGGUGACCAACUCCAUGACUCGGGGCAAGCGCUGCAACACUUGGUCCUAUACCCUGACCCCAACUACCAAGCCAGGGAAGUUCACCGUGGACAACGGAGAGCCAGGGCCUGGGGCAGACAAAGAAGACAUGCAGGUCAUAGAGACGGACUAUACCAAGUUCGCCCUGGUGCUGUCCCUCAGACAGACAAGCAGCCAGACCGUCACCAGGGUCAGCCUUCUGGGUAGAAGCUGGAGGCUUCCCCAUAAGAUAAUAGACAAGCUCAUCUGCCUAACCAGAACACAAAACCUCACAAAGAAUAACUUCAUUUUCCCUGAUGUGACCGGUAAUGGGGCAGGCAGUGGAUGGAUCCCGCUCUUUGGACACUGGGUCAAGACCCCGGUCUCUGAGGGUCAGCCAAGCCAGGAGCAUCUCCGGAGAGCCUGGGAAGUACACUGUGAGUAUGGCUGGUAG